This is a messenger RNA of Camellia sinensis, 3082 nucleotides long. NCBI's taxonomy places the organism in Eukaryota, Viridiplantae, Streptophyta, Magnoliopsida, Ericales, Theaceae. The record is from RefSeq and is a predicted model, not a curated record.
CUCUUUGGGCUUUCAUCCCUUCGCUCUCCUUUCACUCCCAGUUACCCAGGCCUCUCUGUCAAAUUUUCCCUUCCGCCCUUAAACUCCUCUUACAGUGACUUUGUAAAGGCUGAAAAUAAAAGGGAAGGCCCCGUGAGAGAUAGGGAACUUUUUUCCUUUAUUUUAUACUAGUUGUGCAAAUUUCUCUUUUGUACAUCAUCUCAGAGGAUUAUACCUGAAUUCGCUCCACUUGCGAAGGCACUCGUUUUGAAAAAAUGCAUAGCCCUUGCUCCUUAUCUCUUAGGCCAUGUUUACAAAGCAUGCUCCCAAUUUUGUGAAAAACCUCUCGAUGUUAACCAAGGAGGUCCCCUCUGGGUGCUCCAACUCUGGCUCUUCACCUAUUUCACUGAUUUGCAUCCCAAAUGCUUAAAAUUCCUUGUUCAGGAUCCUAGCACUUAUGGGGAGAAGUAUGCUAGGAUUGUUCUUUAUCCUGCUUUCCUUUGCUUAUUACCUUACCUUUUUUACCAACUCCCUAUUUCUCCAUCUGCCACCUUCUUUUAUCCCUUUGAUGCCAGCAAAGGACUUGUUUGGCUGCAAACCUUUUUGGCUGAUAAAGAGUGCUCCACCUCACCACACAAAGAUAUGUGGGCUUCUAUUCUGCUACCGAGGGAGCUGUUCAUUGGCACUUUAAACCCUCGAGCUUAUAAAUGUAUAUCUGAGGUGUAUUGCCCUUCUCAGUUUGCCAGGCAAUUUGGGUUCACUUAGGGGAUUCCUGUUCCACUUUGCAGUCUCUCGAAUGUUUAUCUCACGGCUAGAGACCUGAGAAUCCCCAAAUCCAAACUAGAGGCGGCUACAUUCAAACUGCUGAAAGAAUUGAGUGAGUUCACAUUUGUCUCAUUUCUUCCAUCUGGCUUGGUUUUGAAAAGAUUCCAAAACUGGUGGACAGCCAACAUGGAAGUACGCCUAUCAGUGCACCCUCACGAUUUACUGAAAGGGUUAGGAGUGCCUUCUAAGGCUAAAUCAACAACAGCCGAGAACAUGCCUUCUCUUUCCACAGUUGCUCAAACUGUUCCUGCAGCCUCAACCCUUCCAGCUAGAGUCACUAGAGCUGCUUCAAAAAAGGGUUAGUAUUCUCAGGUUCCUUUUCUUUUCAACUCUUUUUUUUGUUUCCUCUUCACUCAUACAUUUUAGUGCAGGGUCUCUACAAAAAGAAUCUCCUAAGAGAGCUGAAACUCUAGCUGUUCACAAGGACAAACAACAGCAGAAAAAGAAAAGAAAGCUGGUACUCACUCUUGAAGAAUCUAAAUCCCAAACCGAAGAGAGGGAGAUUGAGAAAGAACAGGAGGUACCAUUACAGAGGAAAAAGAGAAAGCAGAUGACUGUCUCUUCUGCUGAUUCAGUCGAAAAACCUACUCAUGGGACAGCUACCAAAGUAGCAGAAAAGAAACUCGCCCCUGAAGAGUCUGAGUCCCAUCUUGAAGAGAGAGAGGUUGAGAAAGAACAGGAAAUACCAGUACCAAGAAGAAAGAGAAGGAAAAUGACUGUCUCUCCUUCUAACUUGGUCGAAGACCUUGUUCAUGAGGCGGCCGCCAAGGCAGUAGAGCAUGAGUAUUCUAAGGCCCUAAUUGUUUUUUAGAGAGCUGAGAAGAGAUGGCAGCAGCAGUGCUUAAGAGAUGAAGUUGCUGCUGUUGAUGCAAUCCAAAGGGACACUGUAAGAAGGCAGCAAAUUGCUGAGCACUAUUCCCUUCGCAACUCUCCCACUGUUGCUACCUCUUCUGAAACAACAACAACUACUGAGCCUGUUCUUCCAAUAAGGACUUCCUCAGUUUCAGUUGAAGUUGAUCAAUUGCAAACUGUGAGAUCCAUUCAGAUAAUACUCCCACUUCCUAGGCCUAUAUUCUCUGUACCCUCCUUGAGGCCAAGUAUUCCUGCAUCUCUUUCCUUUGGAUUAAAUCCAUAUCUUCCUUACUUAUCUUUUGAUCUACCUCAAUUCAGUUCUCUUUCGAGGCUUGCUCUUUCUCCUUCUUCUAAGGAAAUUCCAACUGAUGCUCCAUCUCUGAUGGUAGUUCAUUCCCCUAUAGAGGGUGCUGGCAGCUCUCCAAUUCAUAGUUUAUUAUCGCUGCCUAGUUCCAGCCCUUCUUCCCUUGACCUAUUGGUGGCUAGGACCAUAGAGACUGCUGAAGAUGCUCCACCUAUUUCUCCUAUCCCUAUGCAGUCCUCUGUGCCUUCCACUACAGCUCUUUUUGCGCCCCUCAUGUCCACGGAUGAGGUAGAUAUCUUCGAAGCAAGACUCGCCAGUCUCUGCGACAUGCCCUCUACCUCUUCAAUAGCCAAUGAUGAAGCUGAGCCAUUAGUUUUGGCUGACUCCUUGCUAGAAAUUUUUCAGAGUCCUUCUUCCAGUAGUAAGCCUUCUACACCUCUAAUAGACUUAGACAACUGCCUGGAACUAUUGACAUCUUUUUCAAGGAUUCCUUUCGAGGCCCUAGAGAGACCUAUAAUAAGGAAUGGCUUCCUUCAGUGUUGCAAAGUUGUUCAGCAAUCCGGCAUGAGUGUUUCAAGUCAUCUAUCUCAAGCAGCAGCUACUAUUGACUUCUACAUCAAUAUUUGCUAUGCUGCCAAGGCUGCAGAGGAGAAAUUGGUUAGAGAUCAGAACUUUGUUUCAAUAGUACAUGCUGAGGUAUCAGAGCUAAAGAAACAACAUUCCUCUGUCUCCCAAUUUCGAACUCAACUACUGGAGAGGAAGGCUCAACUUGAGGAGGAGCUAUCCAUAGUCAACCAGGCCUUAGUCCGAACUGAUACCAAGUUGCUGAUCACUAACCAAGGAUUGGUCGAUCGAAAGCAAGAAAUGACUAUAGCCAUUCAGUUGUUUUCAUCCUUUAAAAAUAGAACAUAUGUUGUAAAAGAACAACUAAGGCAUUGUGGCGGAGGCGAUGAUGACAAUGACAAUGAUAGUGGUGGUUAUGGUGCUAAUGAUGAUGGUGACAGUGGUGGUAGUGUACGAUGUGGAGGGAUAAUGGUUGUGGUGAUAGUGGAAAGGUGGUGUAGUGGACGCUGUGAUGGUAUUUGUGGUGAUUUGAUGGUGAUGGUGAUGGUGGUGGUGUAA